AUGAAUCUUAGUUUAGGGAUAUCAAACCAAGACGCUCGAUGGAAUUCUACCCAAGGUUUGGAACAUAACCCGACUCCACCACGACAAAAGUCACAACGGAAGAAACGCCCGGCUACACCGCGUCGCAAAGGAAGGAAGAAAAGUGGGAUGGAUGCUUCUGUGAUAGUUGCCGAGGACUCGAAGAGCUCGACCGAAAAUUCACUACCGACGAAUAACACCACAGCACAGGCAAAUAAGGAAGGAGGACCGCCUGUGGAGUCCCUGCCGUCCGCCGCAUCGGAGACCUCGGAGGGAUGGACGAAAAUGGGGAGUGCUGCCAAACGCAAUGUCCCUCAGCGUAACCAGUGCUUUCUAGCACUAAACCUACCUGAGGCCCCAGCGGGGUCUGGACAGGAGAGACUCAAUCACGAUCUCCUCCUGUUGAGAUCCAUUCUUGAGAAAGUAUUCAAGGGUGAAGAAAACGUAGCCAAUGAUAUCAAAAUGAAGGCAGCAUUUCGCCUGGGUAAAGUAAAGAACAGUGGCCUUCCUCGCCCCCUGAAGGUGGUCCUCGGAGCCAAGACUCAAACCGAGGAGGUGUUCCGCCGAUCAUGCCGUCUGAAAGGCGACCCGGUGCGACUGUUGUGUGAUCUG
Echinostoma caproni is the source of this 630-nucleotide messenger RNA. The record is from the annotation of a GenBank genome assembly. Lineage: Eukaryota; Metazoa; Platyhelminthes; Trematoda; Plagiorchiida; Echinostomatidae.